This is a messenger RNA of Topomyia yanbarensis, 3637 nucleotides long. RefSeq names its product chromatin-remodeling complex ATPase chain Iswi (gene Iswi). Gene Ontology annotation, biological process: regulation of transcription by RNA polymerase II; nucleosome organization. The transcript has 4 exons. The record is from RefSeq and is a predicted model, not a curated record. NCBI's taxonomy places the organism in Eukaryota, Metazoa, Arthropoda, Insecta, Diptera, Culicidae. Gene Ontology annotation, molecular function: histone binding; DNA binding; ATP hydrolysis activity. Gene Ontology annotation, cellular component: nucleus; chromatin. The coding region runs from base 143 to 3223 and encodes 1026 amino acids.
GGCAUCCAUUUUUGUUCUGGUGCUGAAUGGAACACCGCUCUUUUUUCGCAAUCGUUUUGUGUAGUUUUGCUCUGCUUUGGAUUAUAAAUUAGUUGUUGACUGCGGAAUUAACUUAGUUGCGGACUAAGAUCAAGUUCCCAUAAUGUCCAAGGAAGAAGAAAUCGUCGAUACGGCGGAUACCAAUGAUAAUUCGAAUGAGUCCACUUCGGAUACUACAUCGUCGCACACUAAGGAACCGGAUUACGAUGCAACGUUGGAGACCGACCGAAGCAAACGAUUCGAGUUUCUUUUGAAGCAAACGGAAAUUUUUGCUCAUUUCAUGCAAGCUGCACCGGCUAAAGGUUCCAGUCCGCCAGCUAAACCGAAAGGAAAACCGAAAAAGGCAGAGAAAGCAACUACUUCUGCAACUGCUUCGUCGUCCGUCGUAGAAGAUCCGGGAGACCAUCGUCAUCGUAAGACCGAACAGGAAGAGGAUGAAGAAUUACUGGCGGAAACAAAUGUCAAAGCGAAUACCGUUUUUCGCUUUGAAUCGUCACCGCCAUACAUCAAGGCUGGUGAGAUGCGGGACUACCAGAUCCGUGGACUGAACUGGAUGAUAUCUUUGUACGAGAACGGUAUUAAUGGUAUCUUGGCCGAUGAAAUGGGUCUCGGGAAGACGCUGCAGACGAUUUCUCUGUUGGGAUAUUUGAAGAAUUUUAGGAAUAAUCAAGGACCGCAUAUUGUAAUUGUUCCCAAGUCGACGUUGCAGAACUGGGUCAAUGAAUUUGCUCGGUGGUGUCCUUCGCUAAGGGCGGUAUGUCUUAUUGGUGAUCAAGAGACGAGAAACGUUUUCAUUCGAGAUAUUCUGAUGCCAGGAGAGUGGGAUGUUUGUAUAACUUCAUACGAGAUGUGCAUCCGAGAGAAGUCUGUCUUUAAGAAGUUCAACUGGCGGUACAUGGUCAUUGACGAGGCUCAUCGUAUCAAGAACGAAAAAUCUAAGCUGUCAGAAAUUUUAAGGGAAUUUAAAACUGCAAACAGGCUUCUACUGACCGGAACUCCUUUGCAGAAUAACUUACACGAGUUAUGGGCGCUGCUUAACUUUUUGCUACCGGAUAUUUUCAACAGUGCAGAUGAUUUUGAUUCGUGGUUUGACGCGAAUGAAUGCAUCGGUGAUAACAAAUUGAUUGAGCGUUUGCAUGCGGUGCUGAAGCCUUUUCUUCUGCGUCGCUUGAAAUCGGAAGUGGAAAAACGAUUACUACCGAAGAAGGAGGUAAAAAUUUUCGUUGGAUUGUCCAAAAUGCAGCGCGAUUGGUAUACGAAAAUUCUAAUGAAAGAUAUUGACAUCGUCAAUGGAGCCGGCAAAAUGGAAAAGAUGCGUCUGCAGAAUAUUCUGAUGCAGUUGAGAAAGUGUACCAACCACCCAUAUCUGUUUGAUGGAGCGGAACCUGGCCCUCCCUACACUACCGAUUAUCAUUUGCUGGAAAAUAGCGGAAAGAUGGUUGUGCUUGAUAAACUGUUGAAUAAGCUUCUUGAGCAAGGUUCUCGUGUUCUUGUUUUCAGUCAAAUGACUCGUAUGUUGGAUAUUCUAGAAGAUUUUUGCUACUGGCGCGGGUAUCAGUAUUGUCGUUUGGAUGGUCAAACCCCACAUGAGGACCGUACCAAAAUGAUCGACGAAUAUAACGCUGAAAACAGUACAAAAUUCGUGUUCAUGUUGUCGACUCGUGCUGGAGGGUUGGGUAUUAACUUGGCCACAGCCGAUGUGGUCAUCAUCUAUGACUCCGAUUGGAAUCCGCAAAUGGAUCUGCAGGCUAUGGACCGUGCCCAUCGUAUCGGCCAGAAGAAGCAAGUACGCGUGUUCCGCCUCAUCACUGAGAAUACCGUUGAGGAAAAAAUCGUUGAACGUGCAGAAAUUAAGCUGAAACUAGACAAACUCGUUAUCCAACAGGGACGGCUAAUUGACAACAAAACUAAUCAACUAAACAAGGAUGAGAUGCUUAACAUUAUUCGAUUCGGUGCCAACCACGUGUUUCAAUCGAAGGACUCCGAAAUUACCGACGAAGACAUUGAUGCGAUAUUGCAAAAAGGAGAAACAAAAACACAGGAACAACAUGCAAAACUCGACAAACUUGGAGAAUCUUCGCUGCGUAGUUUUACCUUGGACACGGAAAAUUUGGAAAAUCGCUCUGUGUACCAGUUCGAAGGUGAGGAUUAUCGUGAAAAGCAAAAGAUACAUGCUCUUGGUUCUUGGAUUGAGCCACCGAAGCGUGAACGCAAAGCAAAUUACGCCGUCGAUGCGUAUUUCAAAGAGGCUCUUCGGGUAGCGGAACCAAAAGCACCUAAGGCGCCACGUCCUCCAAAACAACCAAUUGUACAGGACUUCCAAUUUUUCCCGCCGAGAUUGUUCGAGCUUCUAGAUCAAGAGAUCUAUCAUUAUCGCAAAUCGGUCAAUUACAAGGUACCGAAGAAUCUGGAUCUUGGGCCGGAAGCGACCAAGGUUCAACGGGAGGAACAGCGGAAAAUUGACGAAGCUGAUCCGUUGACCGAUGAAGAAAUGGUCGAGAAGGAAUCUCUACUAACGCAGGGUUUUACCAACUGGAACAAGCGCGAUUUUAAUCAGUUUAUAAAAGCAAACGAAAAGUACGGAAGAGAUGAUAUCGAAAACAUUGCCAAGGAGGUAGAGGGAAAGACUCCAGAGGAGGUGAUGCAGUAUAGUGCGGUGUUUUGGGAGCGCUGUCACGAGCUGCAGGAUAUUGAGCGCUUGAUGGGUCAAAUCGAACGAGGAGAGGCAAAAAUUCAACGUAGGGCAUCGAUCAAAAAGGCCCUCGAUGGAAAGAUGUCACGCUACCGCGCACCUUUCCAUCAAUUGCGCAUAUCUUAUGGCAAUAACAAGGGCAAAAACUACACGGAAGAGGAGGACCGUUUUCUUGUAUGCAUGCUGCACAAACUAGGUUUCGACAAGGAAAACGUAUACGAAGAACUUCGUACAGCGGUUCGUUCUGCACCCCAGUUCCGAUUCGAUUGGUUCCUAAAAUCGCGAACUGCCCUGGAAUUGCAACGCCGUUGCAAUACAUUGAUAACAUUGAUCGAACGUGAAAAUCAAGAGCUGGAGGAGAAGGAACGGCUCGAGAAAAAGAAAAAAACCGGAACGGCUGGCGGAACGCAGAAGGCUGCCGCCGGAAAGCGGAAGGCAGAAACUGCGACAACUCCUAGCGAUAAGAAUACCAAGAAAAAGAAAAAGACGUAAAUUAGGGAUUUUCCAGUUAUGACAAGGUUUAGAUAUAGUGUUCCAGUUAAUUUAAAUACACACGAAUAUAACUUUUAUGCACGGCUAAUCAUUAUUUGAACUGAUAUCCACUAAGUACUUUGGUAAUUUAUUUUCAGUUGCUACUUUGAUCAUUGUGUGUGAAACAUAUGCACUAAAUAAUUGUACCGUGUCAACGAUAAAAUUCAUGCAGCAAUGAAACCGCGUAGGCACAUUACUGCACUACAUAUAUUAAAAUACAACAUGCGAAAACUAAGAAGUCUCAUUCUGGAGGAUUUUUCAUACCCACGAAAUUAGCCAGUAUUAAAAAUUUGGCAAAUAAUAUGAUUCCAUUUAGCCUUGAAUUACAGCAUAUACACUAUUUGCCUAGAAUGAAAAAUAAAAAUUACAACAGUA